AUUUAUUCUAGAUACAUAACACAAAAAUAAUAAUCUUUCUUUCGAAUAUACAUACAUAAGUGAUUGUAAUCAUUCAAGCAGUAACUAUUCAUGAUGUCUUAAAGUCAUCCAUUUUACGUCUGAACGUUUUAAAGAUAUCGUAGUGUGUAUAUUUUUGUACAUUCUUUAACAAUAACGUAAGACGAAAUACAGAAAAUGGAAUAUACUUUAGAUGAUGCUUUUCAAACGUUAAAAGAUAUACAGUCGGAACGAACAAAAGAAAUAGAAGAUUUAAUAGAUACAUUGUCAGAAAAUAGUCCAGUAUCUUUCAAGAGGAACAGCAAUUUAGAGGAAAUACGGAAGAAGCAACACAAAUGUUGCAAACAUUUAUUAAAUCAGGUUUUUGAAGAAAAACCUAAAGAUUUUCCUAUACUUAAGACAUCUGAUUUACAUGUUGAAGUUUUGAAAGAACUAGAAGAGGAAGUCCAGACAGCAAAAAAGUUUCUGGAAAGCUUGCAAGAGUAUCAAUCAUUUAUCGAAGAUGAUAUAUCUUAUUUGGAAAACAAGAAAAUAGGAUUAGAAAAAAUGAAACAAGCUUAUUUAGAACACAGUGAAAUGAUAGACAAUACAUCAUAUACUAGAGAAAAUGUUUUAUUAAAACAGAUAUUUAAUUCUGUAAAGAAGGAUUUGCAGACUGUUGUAAGUACAAUUUUUCCUGACAACAAGACAAUAACAGAUUUUUUAGCUAAACUAACAACAUCAUAUUUAAGUGGUGGAGAUGAUGUGUAUGUAGACAUUUUACCAGAACAGGAAUUGCAUUUCACAAAUUUCUUAAUUGAAGCUGACAUCAUCAUGCAUCAUAGGAAUGAUAAAAAUAAAGUUAGAUUAAUGGAUAUGUUAUAA
Messenger RNA from Colletes gigas, 882 nucleotides. RefSeq lists its product as uncharacterized. The transcript is spliced from 5 exons. Lineage: Eukaryota; Metazoa; Arthropoda; Insecta; Hymenoptera; Colletidae. Bases 196 to 882 code for a protein of 228 amino acids. The record is from RefSeq and is a predicted model, not a curated record.